Messenger RNA from Condylura cristata (star-nosed mole), 5994 nucleotides. It is a transcript of the gene ANKRD28, whose product is annotated as ankyrin repeat domain 28. Bases 73 to 3066 code for a protein of 997 amino acids. Lineage: Eukaryota; Metazoa; Chordata; Mammalia; Eulipotyphla; Talpidae. Gene Ontology annotation, molecular function: protein binding. The transcript has 26 exons. The record is from RefSeq and is a predicted model, not a curated record.
AGCCAUCACUGGUGCAGGCUAUAUUUAACGGAGAUCCUGAUGAAGUUCGAGCACUAAUAUUUAAGAAAGAAGAUGUUAACUUUCAGGACAAUGAAAAGAGAACUCCACUGCACGCUGCUGCCUAUCUUGGAGAUGCAGAAAUCAUUGAACUGCUUAUUUUAUCUGGAAGCAGUACAGGUACUGUUGAAGCAUUCUGCUGAUGUUAAUGCUCGAGACAAAAAUUGGCAAACCCCUCUACACAUAGCUGCUGCUAAUAAAGCUGUAAAGUGUGCUGAAGCUUUGGUCCCUCUUCUGAGUAAUGUGAACGUGUCUGAUCGAGCAGGGAGGACUGCCUUACACCAUGCAGCUUUCAGUGGACAUGGUGAGAUGGUCAAACUGCUCUUGUCUAGAGGUGCCAAUAUUAAUGCUUUUGACAAGAAGGAUAGACGUGCGAUCCAUUGGGCUGCAUAUAUGGGUCACACUGAAGUAGUGAAACUACUUGUGGCACACGGAGCUGAAGUGACAUGCAAGGAUAAGAAGGCUUAUACACCUCUUCAUGCAGCAGCUUCUAGUGGAAUGAUCAGUGUAGUCAAGUACCUUCUAGAUCUUGGAGUUGAUAUGAAUGAACCAAAUGCCUAUGGAAACACACCUCUUCAUGUAGCCUGUUAUAAUGGACAAGAUGUUGUAGUGAAUGAACUUAUAGACUCUGGUGCUAAUGUAAAUCAGAAGAAUGAAAAAGGAUUUACUCCUUUGCAUUUUGCUGCUGCAUCAACACACGGAGCUUUGUGUUUAGAACUUCUAGUUGGCAAUGGGGCUGAUGUGAAUAUGAAGAGCAAAGAUGGGAAAACCCCACUGCACAUGACUGCCCUCCACGGUAGAUUCUCCAGAUCACAAACCAUUAUCCAGAGUGGAGCUGUAAUUGACUGUGAAGACAAGAAUGGAAACACCCCUCUGCACAUAGCAGCGCAGUACGGCCAUGAGCUGCUCAUCAACACUCUCAUCACAAGUGGUGCCGACACUGCAAAGCGUGGUAUACAUGGAAUGUUCCCCCUUCAUCUGGCAGCCUUGAGUGGUUUUUCUGAUUGCUGCAGGAAGCUUCUUUCUUCUGGAUUUGAUAUAGAUACUCCAGAUGAUUUUGGCAGGACUUGUCUACAUGCAGCUGCAGCUGGAGGGAAUUUGGAGUGCCUAAACCUUCUUCUGAAUACUGGUGCAGAUUUCAACAAAAAGGACAAAUUUGGGAGAUCUCCACUGCAUUAUGCUGCUGCCAACUGCAAUUACCAGUGCCUGUUCGCUCUUGUGGGAUCAGGAGCAAGUGUGAAUGACCUUGAUGAAAGAGGCUGCACACCCCUGCACUAUGCAGCUACUUCAGACACAGAUGGCAAGUGCCUGGAAUACUUACUAAGAAAUGAUGCAAAUCCAGGGAUUCGGGACAAGCAAGGCUACAAUGCAGUUCACUAUUCAGCUGCUUAUGGCCACCGUCUAUGUCUCCAGCUGAUUGCAAGUGAGACUCCUUUAGAUGUUUUAAUGGAAACCUCAGGAACAGACAUGCUGAGUGAUUCAGAUAAUAGAGCGACAAUAAGCCCUUUACACUUGGCUGCCUAUCACGGUCACCAUCAAGCACUGGAAGUGUUGGUACAGUCUUUGUUAGAUCUGGAUGUGAGAAACAGCAGUGGAAGAACACCCUUAGAUCUUGCAGCAUUUAAGGGCCAUGUUGAGUGUGUGGAUGUACUCAUUAAUCAGGGAGCCUCCAUCUUAGUAAAAGAUUACAUUUUGAAGAGAACCCCUAUUCACGCCGCAGCAACAAAUGGUCAUUCAGAGUGUUUACGGCUACUAGUAGGAAAUGCAGAACCACAGAAUGCAGUAGAUAUUCAAGAUGGAAAUGGACAGACGCCUCUUAUGCUCUCUGUUCUCAACGGGCACACAGACUGUGUCUACUCACUACUGAAUAAAGGAGCAAAUGUAGAUGCCAAAGAUAAAUGGGGAAGGACAGCACUGCACAGAGGGGCAGUUACAGGCCAUGAGGAAUGUGUAGACGCAUUACUUCAACAUGGUGCUAAGUGCUUAUUUCGGGAUAGCAGGGGCCGGACACCUAUACACUUGUCAGCUGCCUGUGGACACAUUGGUGUUCUUGGAGCCCUUUUGCAGUCAGCAGCAUCUAUGGAUGCAAAUCCAGCUAUAGUCGACAAUCAUGGAUAUACAGCACUCCACUGGGCUUGCUACAAUGGUCACGAGACGUGUGUAGAACUUCUUUUAGAACAGGAGGUUUUCCAGAAAAUGGAAGGAAAUGCAUUUAGUCCUUUGCACUGUGCUGUGAUAAACGACAACGAAGGUGCCGCUGAGAUGUUAAUUGACACGUUAGGUGCCAGCAUCGUGAACAGCACAGAUUCAAAGGGAAGAACCCCUCUCCAUGCCGCCGCCUUCACAGACCAUGUGGAGUGUUUACAGCUACUGCUCAGUCAUAACGCCCAAGUCAAUUCUGUGGACUCUUCCGGGAAAACUCCUCUCAUGAUGGCUGCAGAAAAUGGACAAACAAAUACAGUUGAGAUGCUGGUUAGCAGUGCUAGUGCAGAUCUGACUUUACAAGAUAACAAUAAAAACACUGCCCUCCAUCUGGCGUGUGGCAAGGGUCAUGAAACUAGUGCCUUGUUAAUACUGGAAAAGAUAACAGAUAGAAACCUCAUCAAUGCAACCAAUGCAGCCUUGCAAACACCUCUGCAUGUUGCUGCCCGAAACGGGCUAACAAUGGUGGUUCAGGAGCUUUUGGGCAAAGGAGCAAGCGUGCUUGCCGUGGAUGAGAACGGCUAUACCCCAGCUUUGGCCUGUGCACCCAAUAAGGACGUGGCAGACUGCCUAGCUCUCAUUUUGGCCACCAUGAUGCCUGUCUCGUCAAGUAGCCCUUUAUCGUCCCUGACAUUCAAUGCCAUUAACCGUUACACGAACACCUCAAAAACAGUCAGCUUUGAAGCCUUGCCGAUCAUGAGGAACGAGCCUAGUUCCUACUGCAGUUUCAACAACAUUGGCGGGGAGCAGGAUUACCUGUACACCGAUGUGGACGAGCUCAAUGACUCCGACUCCGAGACCUACUGAAGAGGCUGAGCCCAGAGGCCUGUGAAGGGCAUGCUGACACAGAUGCUUCAAACCGUGCUUUUUCAGGAAAAAGGCACUUUCUUAGUGACGUACAAAUUUCAGCCUCAGAUGAAAGAUCACGAGAGUGAAUCUAAAAGUGAUGACAUUAAGAAGCAUUUUAAAGGCAAGUUUUGCAAAAGGAACUUCUAGAAUCUUGAAACCUAGAAUCUUGAAGUAGACUUGACCAGAGGAACACACUUUGAUGUCAGUUGCUUUGUAGAAGUUUUGAUUUUGCAGUGCCAGGAAUGACUUGGACACUGAGCCCCAAUCUGCUUACACAGGCAGCGCUGCUGUAAAGAGAUGAGGACACUAGAUUGGAAUUUUAUCAAUAGAACUCCAACUAAAUUUAAGGGCAAUAAGAGUUUGGUACAGUAGGCAUUAUGUGCACAGCAAAUUGCCAAAGGACCAAAUGACUUGAGAGGUUUUUAUCGAAUGCCAUUUUGUGGGAACCGGAGUAGGUGAAGUAAGACAUUAUCGAAACCAAACUGAACUAUUUCUGACAAUGAAGCUGAGAUUUGGUUUUAAAUGAUUUUUUUUUAAAAGAAAACCAUCUGAAAGCCUUCUAAUACUGUAUUAAAAACCAUGACAGAAAGCAGAUGUAUUUUUACAUUUUUUUCUUUUACAUAAAAAUUUAAAAAUUCCAACUUUUAUAAUAUUAGAAUCAAAGACCAGUUGAUGGGUGCAGUUGGGGUGAAAAUACUUGUGGUGUAGACAUGAGCUAGGUUGGGCUACUGUUGCCCAGUUUGAAUGGGUUAGGUUUAAAUUAAACUAUUUUUAUUCAAAAUUGUAAAAAAAUUUCCUAGAAGAAAACUUAAUGAAAUUAAAAAAAGAAAAAAAGUAGGCUAUUUUCACCCUGUUGCAGCUGACUGGCCCUGGGGAAUGGCAUUUCCAGCGUCACCACUUUGGGAGGCAAACCUUCGGCCCGUAGGUUACGUCUGUGCCUCCACCAUGGAUUGGGGGGUUUUGUCAUUUUUCAGCAAAAAUAUCAAAAAGAAAAACUCCCUUGUUAAUUCUAAGUUAACAUCACCAGGUCUCUUAGAAGGCAUGUCUGUAUUGGGCAAGAUCUCCUAUGCUGAGCUGUUAGGUCCUGUUGACAUUUAAGGAGCAGAUAUUUACCAUUUUACUACUUGAAGAGAGAAACCAUUGCCUGUGGGACGGGAGGGUUGCCUUUCAGAUGACAGAAAAGGCCGCUGGUUAGUUUUUUUUAAAAUAGCGAUAUGGUUCUGCUUUUACUAUAACUGUCACUCUCUCAGUGAGAAUGAUUUUACUUAUGUAGGGGAGUCUACAGAUCUGGGUCAAGUUCCAUAAAUUUUCACUAAAUACCCAAUUUCAUUUUAUCCUUUUUUGUAUUGUGAAACUGGAAACUUUAUGACAUUGUAAAUUAUCAGCUGGUUUUUCUGAAUAUAAAGUGUGAAAACACAGAACAGUAUUUUGAUCUAUUUGAUAAUUUUGUGGGGUUUUUUUGACAAAUUAAUGAGCAUGUACAUAGAAAUAGUGACUGCUUGAAACUGUAUUUACUUGCACUCUUUCAGUACAUCAAGAUUCCUGUAUAUUUUAGAGUAUAAUAAAACACAGAUGUGAGUUGUAUUUAAUGAAUAAUGUAUUUGUAUCUGUGCAUAUCACCUAAAAUAAUCUAUAAAGUUUCUAGGGCAUUGACUACUAGAUUUCCAGCAUUUUUUUCUAAAAUAUUUACAGAAAUUAACAAAUGUUAACACUCCAUCUCUUCUUUAUGAUAUAAAGAAGUCAUAAUGCCCUUCCUAACUGGUAGGAGGAGGAAGGGAAUAUGCAUUUUACAGACAGCGGACUACGUUUUCUAUUGUACCUUUUGAAAAAAACUCAAAAGAGGAUCUAAAAGUAUACAUAUGUGUGCUUUCUCUUUCCUUUUAGGAAUUCUCUUCUGAAUUCCCUGAGGGAAUUUUCUAGAAUCUCAGAAUGAAAGAGACCUGAGGUUCAUCCAGUCUAACCUUAAAAAUGCAGGAGUCCCUUCUACAAGGGUGACCUUUCCACCUUGAACACUUCCAGUGACUCUACCUCACCAAGCAGUCCAUUCAGUUGUUGAGCAGCUCUGUUAGAAAGGUCUUCCUUAGCUGGAGCGGAAGCCUCCUUCUCGAUAACUUCUGUCCUUGGGCCGGUUCUGUCCUCCAAAAGAACACAGAGAACGUUGGAAGGAUGACCCUCGCGCCCUGUCAUGUCUUCUCUUUACAGGCUGUUUGACUCAUCUGCUGAAAUGAUUUCUAGAAGGACUCAUUUAGACACAGACCUGCCACAUCUGAUGAAACCCAAGGUGUAACUAUAAAGCAACAGACUUUUUAAUUUAUCCCAAUAUAUAUCAGAAAUUACAUAUUAUCACUUUAUGCAGAUGAUGCUAUUACGGAAAAAUGUAUGAGGUGGUGUUUUCCCUGAUUGCUUGUCCUGCAGGAAAACUUUAAUUGCUUUGCGAUACCCCCACUUUGAUCAAACAUGUUAGGUCUGCACCUAACGAGGCAAAUUCCAAACUAGUAUUUGAACAGCGCUAGUAUUGCCGGAGUGAGUACCUAGAGCAAACAUAGCAGCAUCACACUAAGUUCCUCUAUAGUUACACCUUGUAUGUCAGAAGCAUCCGGGCCCUGCUCUGUAGUGUUUUUUAAUUCUCACAGAAUAGAAAGUCUGUUUGCUUUUUUUACGUCUGCAUGAAAGAUGACACCUGCAAUAUCUGAUGUGUAUUAUAAUACCAGCUUCUGCUCAAGAACUACAUUGGGAGAAAUGGUGGUGAUAGCAAAUGACCUUUAGCAAAACGAGACACUCAACUCCAACCGUGCCAUUUAGUUAAGGAGAUCUCUAAGUAUAGCUGUUAAUUUGGGGUAUAAUUUGGCUUAUAUUGGACCUUUUAAAUGAAAUAAAGUUUUUUAA